AUAGUUGCCUUGUUGAUUGUUGACAUUCCAUUGUGAGGAAAGUACGAACCUCGGCGGCCGCUCAGCACCGCACAACACUCGCUUGUUUGUGACGCCUUGAGGCCGAGGAAAUGUAGUGCUGUGCUUCACGGUGCUCAGAAAUAAACGCGUAAUAAAGCUCCACUAGUGAAGGGUGUGAGGGAGGAGAAGGAUGGCAGACGAGUCCCUGGCAGCGGCGGGUCUGUACAUCGAUGAGCUCAACAAGAUCCGAGUGCUGGAGCCGGAGGUGGCCCAGGAGACGGCCGAGCUCAAGGAUGAAUGCAAAGAGUUUGUUGAUAAAAUCCGAGAAUUCCAUGAACGGGCCGACCAUUUUAUUCAGGUUGCCGACACCCUGAGUGAAGCGGUCGAAAAGGAAAAAAUGCGAGCCAUUGGCGCCAGAAACUUAAUCAAGAGCAUGAGCAAGCAGCGAGAAGCCAAGGAACAACAGCUCAUGGCACUCAUAGGAGAGAAGAAGCUGGAGCUGGAGCGUCUGCGUGUACAAUAUGAGUCACUUCGUCGCACAGAAGCCGAUCAACUAGAGUUUAUUGAGCAGUUUGUUUUGAGAAAGUAAGCAAGGGAGCUUUGGAAGGACCAUGGGCUCAAUAGCUUAGGUUAUUCAGUCAAAGAGGAAGGCAGUGAAUGAGUGAUCAAUACAUGAGUGUGAUGAACAUUGAGUUCUGAGUUAAAAUCCUGUCACUGUCAACUUUCAUCUGUCGCAGAAUGGUUGAAGAAAGAAAAAAUAAGCUCCUGGGAAAGUGUGAGGAAUAUAAAAAAAGGAUGAUCAUGGAUUAUAGAAUUCAUAGAUCUGGAGAUGUAGAAUAUGAUUAACAGGAAAGGACUGUGGGAAGUACUUUGCAUGUUUAGUGUAGGUUUGGAGAGCACUGAAGAGUUUUCUGUGACCAAACCAUGAGGCAAGCAAAGGGAAUGUAACUCCUAUGGUACAUGAAGAUACACACUAGAGCUAGGACAGCAUCACUGCACACAAUCAUUGGGUGCUAUGUAAAAAUUGUUUCAUUUUGUUUGGUCAACUUUAUUUUUGUGCCAGGAUAAUUAAUAAACAUCUGCUAUGACAUAAAUAAAGACUGAACUAAAAUUGGUGCAAUAUGUCCCUUUUAUAUGUGACUUGAUUAGUUAUGGCUGACAGUAAGUAAUGUUGAGCAGAUUUACAAAACUAACUUUACAUGUGAGAAAAAACAAAACAAAAAAGCAGUACAAGUAAAGAAGGAAGAGUUUAGUGCUAUCCUGCAUCAGUACUUGUGUUAGGGAAGGAUUUACAGUAGUGGGAGUUGUUUUCAACAGUAAUAGGGUGGCUAACAGUAGACUUCACCAUUCAAUUUAAUUGUCCAAUAAAAACACUUUAAAUGUUGUUGUUUUCUUAGAUUUUAUAAGCUUGAAAUUUGUCUUGCAAAAUACCAAACUGAUAUAAGAACAUUAAGUAUUACUUUUUGCUUUUUCUGUCCCAUGUACAGAAAACAAAUUUGUAGGUCUGAUGUUGGAAGUAAAGCCUGUAUGGUAAUUCAGACUUUCAAAGCAAGGUUUAAAGCUAAUAGCAUGUAGUUUAUGUCACCAAAACUAUUUAAAAAAUCUAAAAAUGUCAAACAAAAAAGCAUGGCACAGGAAUUCUAGAAAUGUGUCUUAUCAUUUUAAGAUAGCGAAGAAUUACAAUUUUUUUGUCCAAACAGAAAUUUGAGGUUGCACAUUCAUGCAUUAAGCCAAUCCAUCUUAUUUCCGAGUUAUUUAACAAAUAAAAUUAAGCACACCAGUUUUCUUAAACUCAUAAAAGUUUUACAUAUCCCUCACAAGAGAAAUGUGAUUAUAGUCUGUUCCAUCACCUCUGUCAAGUACAAUGCUCCACAACA
Molecule: messenger RNA, 1877 nt
Organism: Eriocheir sinensis (Chinese mitten crab)
Lineage: Eukaryota; Metazoa; Arthropoda; Malacostraca; Decapoda; Varunidae
Gene: IFT20
Product: intraflagellar transport protein 20 homolog
Exons: 4
Coding region: 191-589 (132 amino acids)
Biological process (GO): centrosome localization; intraciliary transport; protein localization to cilium
Cellular component (GO): intraciliary transport particle B; cilium; Golgi apparatus
Source: RefSeq, a predicted model, not a curated record